This is a messenger RNA of Chaetomium fimeti, 1749 nucleotides long. RefSeq names its product acyl-coenzyme A:6-aminopenicillanic acid acyl-transferase-domain-containing protein. The record is from RefSeq and is a predicted model, not a curated record. The coding region runs from base 1 to 1749 and encodes 582 amino acids. The transcript is spliced from 2 exons. Lineage: Eukaryota; Fungi; Ascomycota; Sordariomycetes; Sordariales; Chaetomiaceae.
AUGAGCGGUUGCGGUACUGCUGACAAUCCUGUUUGCAUCGAGGAAUACAGCUACGAUGGCAAACCCGAGCAGAUUAUAGGUCUCCUCCUAAGGGGAACCCCGACAGAGCGCGGCAAAACGUACGGACUAUGGUUGAGAGAUGAGAUCAGGGCGAAUGUCACCCGGCACAGAGGGCACCCGCAUUUGCCGUCGUGGAGCUUUUGCAUCGACAUGGCGAAAGUGCACUACAUACCCGGCCUAAAGAAAUACUGGCAGAGUGGGUGGAUGGAACUGCAGGGAAUGUCGGAAGGCAGCGGCGUCCCCAUAGAAGACUUGGUUGUCCUUAACGCAUGGGAUGACCUCGCGGCGCUCCAGAUUCCGCUCGCGGAACGCACGAGUGAAAGCACCACCGCCUUCUUUUCCAAGCGGGCGACGGCCGACAAGGUCCCCAUCCUUGCGCAUUCGUGGAGCUCUUUGGCGUACCCGGCGGACGCGGAACUCCUAGUCUGCCUCGAGAUCCAAUACAACCCCUCCGAAGAGAAGCCCAACAUCUUCAUGGUGACCGAGGCGGGCAGGAUCAGCGGCUGCGGCAUGAAUGCAAAAGGCGUGGCGGCGACGGGCAACUGGCUGCUCUCGACGGACGACAUGAGCCUCGGAAAGAAUAGCAAGGAGUUUCCCAUGACGUGCUUCGAGCGCUUCGUCCUUGAGUAUGCUAGCGUCAAUGGAGCGCGAGAUGUCGUGGAUGAGACCUCCCGCCACAGCUCGAGGCAUAUUCUCGUCGCGGACGGAGCUGGAUGUUCAGCUUCUCUGGAGGUCGGCCCGGAGCACAUUUUCUUCCACGGCGGCGAGUUCGGCAGCAGGGCAAUUGUGCAUGUAAACCACUUCCAGUCAUUCGAUGCAUUCUCCUGCCGCCGCGAGAUAAAGGAUCGGUACGAGGGCAAAUACAGCCAGUUCAGGCUCUCCCGAUUCAGCGAGCUCAUCAAGCGGAACGAUGCCGAUGUGUCCAUGCAGCAGAUCAUGGGCAUGUUCUCAGACCAUGAAGGUAAACCGGAGAGCAUUUGCGAGCACGGGGAUAACUUCUUGAGCCCCACGACGAUGGCGUUCGUCGUGUUCGACAUGAAACGGCGGGUGAUUUCGGUGUGCAAAGGACCCCCGUGCGAGGGCGCCAUGUCGCACUUCACCUUCAGCAGGGAGGAGCACAGCAGGGAGGAGCACGGCAGGGAGGGGCACUGCAGGGCCAACAAGAAGAAACCGGGACACGCCUACUAUGGUGAUAUGGACGACAAGAUGUUUCAGUCGGAGCUCGACAAACUGAUGGCGGCUGCGAAAGCGGAUGCCGCCCGCGAAGGCGGUGCGAACAUGCCGCUCACCAACGGCCCCGUUAGCGAGGCUGCCCGCUCUCCGCCCCUAGCUCCAGUUCGGCAGGACCUUGUCACGAUAGCCGCACAGGGCCUCAUGGCCACGGAUAUGGACUGGGACGACACGCCGCCCCCGGCCUCUGACUCUCCCCAGGCUCCGUCUCGGGAUCGGGCUGCGUCUCCAACCAAGGGCGUGUUGGCACCGCCUGGCGGAGAUAGGAGCAAGCUAGGGUCGAGCGACCAAGAGAACCCCAAGCGCAAGACACCACCAACCUCGCCGGUAUCCGAGAUAUCUUCACUUCAGGCGCUACUCGGUUCGGUUUCGAGCGGGAACUUGGAGAACCAAGAGAGUGGUCGUCCGGAGAAGAGGACCAAGUUCUGGGAUCCGGCUAGGGAUGAGGUGCAGAAUUAG